GUGGGGGCUGCAGUGCCCAGGCUGCGCUGGGGCCAUGGCCACUGUGCCCUGGCAGCUGGCAUGCAGGAGUGGUGACCCCUGGGUGGCAUUGAGCAGAGUCCAAGGGCUUGCGCUCCCCCAGCACCAGCCCCUGCAGCCCCGAAUAUAUUUAGAAAAGUGCCCAGACCAAAAAUAGAGGGAAAAGGUUUCCCCAGUGGCUGUUUCAUCUGCCAGUCACAAUGAAAGCCAAUGGGGCACGCAGCCGCCUCAUGCCCCAAUAACCCUGUGCCCACCAUCGGGUGGGCAGACGGACGGAGCCGGGCAGAUCCUUUUUCUGCGCCCCACUGAGAAGCUGGGGACAAGCCAGGAAGGGGCCUCGCAGCAUCCCACCCCGCCCCGCCAAGGGGACCUGACGGCGCGGGAGCACCGGGCUCUGCCCCACGUGCCCACCAACGGUGAGGGGUCCCCAUGCUGGGUCGCCACCGUGGUGUCCCCCACGGUGCUCCCAAUGUGGCAAGGCUGCUUUCUGCUGGAGGUCUUUGCUCCCACUUCCCUCCCUGUGGCAGGUUAGGGGGUCCCGUCGGACACUGGGUGGGGACACCCCGGGGACAACCUGCAUGCCCGCCCAGCUGGGGGAUGGGGUGGCGUUCUGGGGGGUGUGGGGUGGCUGUGUCUGGAGGGCAACUGUCUUGCAGGGCACCACAGCGCGUGCCAUGGGGGACUGGAGCCUGCUGGGGCGGCUGCUGGAGAACGCCCAGGAGCACUCCACAGUGGUGGGGAAGGUCUGGCUCACUGUCCUCUUCGUCUUCCGCAUCCUGGUGCUGGGGGCGGCCGCUGAGCGGGUCUGGGGUGACGAGCUGUCUGGCUUCUCCUGCGACACACAGCAGCCUGGCUGUCAGAACGCCUGCUAUGACAGCACCUUCCCUAUCUCCCACCUCCGCUUCUGGGUCCUGCAGAUCAUCUUCGUCUCUACCCCCAGCCUCGUGUACCUGGGCCACAUCCUGCACCUGGUGCAUCUGGAGGAGAAGGCACAGCAGCAAGUGGCUGCACGGGCUGGCAGUGGGGCCAGGCGGCAGCGCUCGAGGCAGCCUCGGCUCCCUGUGGGGGACACACAGGGACGGGUCUGCAUGCGGGGGGCCAUCCUGAGGACGUACAUCUGCAAUGUCAUCUUCAAGGCUCUCUUGGAAGUGGGCUUCAUUGUGGGCCAGUAUGCCUUGUAUGGGUUCCAGCUGAAGCCCCUCUACACCUGCAGCCGCUGGCCCUGCCCCAACACUGUCAACUGCUACAUCUCCCGGCCCACCGAGAAGACCAUCUUCAUCCUCUUCAUGCUAGGGGUGGCCUGCAUGUCCCUGCUGCUCAACCUGGUGGAGAUCUACCACCUGGGUCUCACCAAGUGCCGGCAGGGGCCCAGCCCCAAAUCCUGCAUCCUGCCCAGUCCCGCUGGCCCUGUGGGGCCCCGUGGCACCCGUGCCACUCUGCCCGGCCAUGCCAGCCCCAUGGCUGCUGGCAGACACCCCCCCAGCCUGGCACCCCUGAAGAAGGCUGGUGCAUGGCUGGGGGUAGCCAGUGGACCCUACAGGAAGGCACGAGCAGCAGACCUGGCAGUGUGAACAUGGACUGCUCGGAUGCUCAGGGAUGGGUGAUGCACGAGUGGCCACGCAGUUGUGGUUCUAUCUCCAGGCUCUGCCAGGCUUGUGCCAUGGACCCCACGGCCAGCAGCAGAGAUGGGCACAGCCCCAAGGACAAGGCUCAGUCCCUCCCUGUGCUCUUGGCAGCGGCAGGGCUGAGAGCAGGGCUGGGCUGGGGCAGGGGCUUGUCAGCCCUGGGGGAGUAAAUAAAAUACCCGUUGCACCUCA
This is a messenger RNA of Falco peregrinus (peregrine falcon), 1835 nucleotides long. Its product is annotated as gap junction alpha-3 protein-like. Bases 597 to 1589 code for a protein of 330 amino acids. NCBI's taxonomy places the organism in Eukaryota, Metazoa, Chordata, Aves, Falconiformes, Falconidae. The transcript has a single exon. Gene Ontology annotation, biological process: cell communication. The record is from RefSeq and is a predicted model, not a curated record. Gene Ontology annotation, cellular component: connexin complex.